Messenger RNA from Dreissena polymorpha, 2388 nucleotides. RefSeq lists its product as uncharacterized. The coding region runs from base 552 to 2024 and encodes 490 amino acids. The record is from RefSeq and is a predicted model, not a curated record. The transcript is spliced from 5 exons. Lineage: Eukaryota; Metazoa; Mollusca; Bivalvia; Myida; Dreissenidae.
AAAAGGACGUCAUUCAAUCUAGUGACAAUCUGGAGUUAUGUCCUUUUCGAUCGAGACUGACGGUAUUUGUGGAUUGUGUAAUUUAUGAUACCAAUUGAGUUACAAUGAGACAUAGAUUUUUACUCCUAUAUGGAUCUGUAAUCACAUUCAUGAAUCACUCACAUAUUUUAUCUGCGGUACACAGCCCGCUGUGAUAGUUUAAGUUUGUGUGUUUAAUAAACAGGGAUUUAUAACAGACAUUCUCAACAAGAUAAUAAAAACAUGAAAAGUCUAUUUAACACAUAUGAUAUUUUGUUAUUUACAGAAAACUGUUUAGGUAAAAAUUUUAAUCCGCAUGUAAACGGCUUAUGUGCUUUUAUCCUAAAUAUAACUUUAAAAAGUGCAAACCGGAAUAGCGGUGGACUUAUAAUAUAGUGUUUAAAUGGUGUUUAACUUUUGAAACAGGAAGAUGAUAGUAUUAUUUGGAUAACAAUCAACGAUACAAAAGUUGCUUGUGUGCUGAUAUAAUCUAGAGACAUUUUACAGCUAGUGAAAAUUGAUUCAAUGUUAACAUGACUGCUAAGUUACUGAACGAUUCGAAAGUGUCAAACAGCAAUGAGGAAUCAUUUUCACACCUAGUGGAACAAAAGGUGUUGUCACUUCGAAGGAAUAUAAUCUCAGAGAGGGCCGAUAAGAUAGCUGAUGUCGUGUACAGAAGCGUGAAUGUUAUCUUGGACAAAGUCAGUGAGCUUGAGCCUCGUUUUACUGUGUCGGAGAUACUAAAAGUGGGAAGUUAUUUUGAAGGAACAAAGAUAGACAAAAUAGAUGAGUUCGAUUUCCUUGUUGUAAUUAAAGAGCUGUCCAAACCAGGAGCAAUUCACCUCAAUAAGAUACCAGACGUUUUUGAUGAAGGAUAUCUUAUAUAUACAGCUGAACCUGGUAUGGUACAGAUAAAAUUACAAGACGAUGAUCUGAAAAUUAAGUGGAGAAAGUACGUGGUCGAUGACUUCCUGACAGGUUUUCAUCAUCCUACAGAUAUUCACAAAAGGCGUCAAGGAUUUGGUUCAUUGAUCCUAGAAUCCAUCAAGAUAUUUGCCAAGACCCAGCAUGAGUGGAGAAACUUAUUUUUUGAACCGGGGGUAAAUAUGUUUUUCAAUCGGGGUGGCCUUACGCUGCUUUCAAUUAGUGAUUCUGAAAGGGUUAUUCUGAAGACGGCAGAAGUACACCAUCCCAAUACAGUGCUUGAACUGAAAUAUGACGGCUCUAGGAUAAGCGUGGAUCUUUCUCCCGCUAUACGAUACGACCGUGUAGAAGAUUGCUUCGAAGCUGGGGACUGUGUUGACGAAAGAUUAGCAGCAGCCGUACUUGACCGAGGAUCGAUCCUGCUUGUUGCCAAACAAGGCAAUUAUUUCCGAAUCACAUUUACCGAGACAGAAGUUAAAUUCAUGCGUGAUAAGAUACACGGGGUUCAUAAAUUGAUAUACAUGUAUCUCAAAUACAUAAAAUGCCUGUAUGCAAAACAGGCGUCCCAACCCGACGUCCACCCAUUUUCGUCCUACAUGUUGAAGAUGGUCUGCAUUCAUCAUGAUAUGCGUUGUACAAGUGAAAACAAAACUGUAUCCAAAUGUCUGGACGAAGUGCUGGAUUUAAUGGCAGAUUAUUGUGAAAAGGAUGACCUUCCAAAUGUGUUCAAUACGAGGCUCACAUACCUGGAUAUCCGUGAUACAGAAUCUGAGUACAGGUUAUGCAUGCUGGACGGUUUGAGGAAGAUUAAAGAAUUGGCGGUAGAGAACCCUACUGAGGCUUAUUUCAACGAGGUUAUUAAGGAUGUAGUCGAGCAGUCUGCAAACACAUUUGAUGUAACCCGGGAAAUGAGGUUUAAGAAAGCAGACCGAGCAGAGAGGCGAUUCAGGGCGGAAUGUGAGCGCUUGCGUAAAGUGAAUGAGUCAGAAACGUCUAAAGAUUGCUUGCCAGGGAGUAUGUUAAGCCAAAGAGAGACUGAUGUGUUGCAGACAGUUACGUGUGAGCCCCGACUGGCCCAUUAGCCAUUCGCGUGGCAACUUGGCAUCUAAAAAAGAUGCCUCAGGGAUUUGAUCCAGUGUAGGGAUUUGAUCCAGUUGACGAUGACCUUCUUCCCCUAUAUUAACAAAAACAACAACGACGACGAUGCCAUCAUCAUAAACAACAACGAAACAGAGUUGCUGUCAAUCGUUAGCGAGUCCGACUUGAAAUAUAGGGUCCCUGCUUUCGAACCACGGCUCGGCCAAUAUUCUUUUCGACACUUGAUGAAGUCAGUGUGACAUGAUGUCUUCGUCUCAUACCACGGAACGGAAAGGGAGCUAUUCAAGGAAGCUCUUGAUGUGCCACAAUCCGAUGAGAUUUAACCUUUUAAUAAAUCUGUGUAUUGUG